GGCUCAGGUGCCCACAUGAUCAGCACAGCCAGGGUACCUGCAGAUAAGCCAGUACGCAUCGCCUUCAGCCUCGAUAAUGCCUCAGAUGAUACACCUCCUGAAGACUCCAUUCCUCUGGUCUUUCCAGAAUUAGACCAGCAGCUACAGCCUCUGCCGCCUUGUCAUGACUCCGUGGAAUCCAUGCAGGUGUUCAAACAGCACUGUCAAAUAGCAGAAGAAUACAAUGAGGUCAACAAGGAAAUCGCUCUGCUUGAGGAAAGGAAAAAGGAGCUCAUUGCCAAGCUGGAUCAGGCAGAAAAGGAGAAGGUGGACGCCGCUCAGCUGGCCCGGGAGUUCGAGGUACUGAUGGAGGAGAACCGGACAUUGAAGUUGGCUCAGUCCCAAUGUGUAGAGCAGCUGGAAAAACUUAGAAUACAGUAUCAGAAGAGACAGGGCUCAUCCUAACUUGAAACUAUUCAAUGUGAGCAUAAAAGGUUGGUGACUGUUGUGUGCUGGCCAAAAGAUUUUCAUUUUAAAGGGAUAGUGUGUAAAACCUACUGUUUCUUUCUAUUACCCACGU
Puma concolor (puma) is the source of this 559-nucleotide messenger RNA. It is a transcript of the gene MAP3K7CL, whose product is annotated as MAP3K7 C-terminal like. NCBI's taxonomy places the organism in Eukaryota, Metazoa, Chordata, Mammalia, Carnivora, Felidae. The record is from RefSeq and is a predicted model, not a curated record. Gene Ontology annotation, cellular component: cytosol; nucleus.